AUGACCGUACCUCCUCCAUUCUCAGUAACGGUACACCCCUUCACCUCUCCAACGCCUAAUACAUGCGCAUACGAGCGCGGCGACAGUUCAUCACACAAUGCACUUAUUUUCGUAGGAGGUCUUACAAGUGGCCCGCAUACAGCUCUCGUCCUCUUGGAUACCGUUUUCGGAGCCAUCAGUGACGCCAAGCUGGGGUAUUCGAUCUGGGAAUUCCGUAUGCGCAGCUCAUUCACUGGCUUUGGCUAUUCGAGUCUGGCAGACGACGUUGAAGAUAUAGCUGCGUUGGUCAGAUAUCUCAAGGGACUGGGCAAGGAAAAGGUUGUGUUGAUGGGUUCCUCCACCGGUGCAGUCCUGCCUGAUGUGAUACCUAUUGAACGUGACUAA
Messenger RNA from Ascochyta rabiei, 384 nucleotides. RefSeq lists its product as uncharacterized. Bases 1 to 384 code for a protein of 127 amino acids. NCBI's taxonomy places the organism in Eukaryota, Fungi, Ascomycota, Dothideomycetes, Pleosporales, Didymellaceae. The record is from RefSeq and is a predicted model, not a curated record. The transcript has a single exon.